Messenger RNA from Penicillium longicatenatum, 1425 nucleotides. RefSeq lists its product as uncharacterized. Lineage: Eukaryota; Fungi; Ascomycota; Eurotiomycetes; Eurotiales; Aspergillaceae. Bases 1 to 1425 code for a protein of 474 amino acids. Gene Ontology annotation, biological process: sphingolipid metabolic process. Gene Ontology annotation, molecular function: glucosylceramidase activity. The transcript has a single exon. The record is from RefSeq and is a predicted model, not a curated record.
AUGAAGCUCUCCAUCAUUGACCAGAUCUUCCUUCUGGGCACAUUGCUCUCCGUCACAGCAAGCCCAACUUCCUCCCACGUCUCCGUAUCGGUCAAUCCCAAGACCCAAUUCCAAGAGAUAGACGGUUUCGGGGCAUCGCAAGCCUUUCAGCGCGCCGAGGAUAUCUUCAGCAAGUAUGGCUUACCCAAGGUCAAUCAAACCCUUGUUCUGAAACUCCUCUACGACGAAAAAGUUGGUGCGGGGUUCACAAUCCUGCGAAAUGGAAUUGGUUCCAGCAACACCUCCACAAGCAAUCUCAUGAACUCCAUCGAGCCUACCAGUCCUGGUAGCCCAAGUGCAAAGCCCGAUUACGUUUGGGACAGUUACAACAGUGGACAAUUUCCACUGGCGCAACAGGCCUACUCUCGGGGUCUGCAGACACUGUACGCAAAUGCUUGGUCGGCGCCCGGGUACAUGAAAACAAACGAUGACGAGAAUAAUGGUGGAUACCUCUGCGGUGUAACAAACGAACACUGUUCGACUGGAAACUGGAUGCAGGCGUAUGCGAACUAUCUUGUUCAAUACGUACGAUUCUACAAGGAGUCUGGCGUUGAUGUGACACACCUGGGCUUUUUGAAUGAGCCGCAAUUCGCAGCUAGCUAUGCUGGUAUGCUCUCAAACGGUACUCAGGCUGCGGACUUCAUCCGCGUUCUGGCCAAAACGAUCAAAGCAUCCAAACUCGACGUGGAGAUUACCUGCUGCGAUGGUAUCGGGUGGGAUGAUCAGGAAGCUAUGAUGGCUGGUCUCGAAGCUGGUCCGGAUCCAGCGAUUAACUACCUCGGCAUCGUCACUGGUCACGGAUAUGACUCUGCACCUACCUACCCGCUCAGCACCAAGAAGAAGACCUGGCUUACCGAGUGGGCCGAUCUCACCGGUGACUUCACCCCGUACACAUUCUACGAGAACGGUGGACCAGGUGAAGGGUUGACAUGGGCAAACCACAUCCAAGUCGCCCUGAGAGAUGCAGAGACAAGCGCAUUUCUGUACUGGAUCGGAGCGGAGAACUCAACCACCAACAGCGGGCUUAUCAAUCUCAUUGAUACCGAGGUUGUCCCUUCGAAGCGCUUCUGGGCCUUUGCGCAGUUCAGCAGAUUUGUGCGACCUGGUUCUCGUCGGAUUGAAGCGACUAGUUCCAGCACCAAUGUCACGGUUAGCUCGUUCAAGAACAAGAGUGGGAAGAUUGCCACGCAGUUACUAAAUCAGCUCGAUGUGGAGGUCGACAUUAGUGUGCACAUCUCUGGGCUCAAGGCUGGGGUUACUGUGACGCCUUAUAUUACAAACAAUGACUAUGACUUGGAGGCAUUGAAUCAUAUUAAGGCCGGCAGCGGUGGGUCAUUCAAGACUCAGAUACCUGCCAAGUCGAUGAUCACCUUUGUUACUGGUUAG